This is a messenger RNA of Trypanosoma cruzi, 675 nucleotides long. RefSeq lists its product as uncharacterized. The record is from RefSeq and is a predicted model, not a curated record. Lineage: Eukaryota; Euglenozoa; Kinetoplastea; Trypanosomatida; Trypanosomatidae. The annotation marks the transcript as partial. The transcript has a single exon.
AAGGAAAAUGAUGGGGUGGAUGCGGAUUUGGUGCGGAUUGAGCACCGUCUCCGCGAGGACGGUGUCUGCUUCUGGAGCUUCAACACUGUGCUGCGGCAGUGGGCGAUGGGCCGCGCAGGCGAACUGUAUUCCUGCCCCGCCAGCCUGGGGCUUCUCGUCGACGUGGGUGGUGGCUGCUGCUGGCCCGCCACUGUGCAGCCUGGCACGCGAAACUACCCGCUUGCGGCGCUCCGUAACACGUUGAUGCAGCCCGGCUACCGCUGGACGUGCCCGCUGGAGCGGGAGGGGACGUUGCGCGUGCGUCGAGGGGUUGCAACAGCGCGGGCGGCGUCAUAUUUUGGUCUGCAACCGGUUCCUCCGACGGAGAGCGUGUGCGAUGUCUCUCUUGCGGCCUAUGUUGCGGCGUUCUUGCGUCGGUGCGAAGAGGGCGGCGAAACGGAGGAGGAGCGUGCGUCAGUCUCCCUGCCAAUUCUGGUGCGUCGUGGCGUGUGGGAAAAAAUGGAGAACAUCCGAAUGCUGGAUGACUUGCCCGACAGCUUCUUUCUGAUGACUUCGACGACACCGCACUGCGAGCCGUCUGACUUUGCUGCACUGGGGCGGCAGAGGCUCGGCGUUAUGUCUGAGUUUUGCGUGGACGAUGUGUUCGAAGAAGGCACCGUCGGUAUACUUGUGUGA